AUGACCUUUGGCAACAUCAAAGCCCGUCGAGCAGGCAAAACUCCAUCCAAUUGCAAUGGUCCCUGCAUGGGCUACGCCGUCCUAUCUCUCUGCUGUCUCCAGGGAAUCUACCAGUUCACCAACCGGAGCAACAUGCGCGCGCAGUACCAGAUCCAGGGAACGUGGAGCGACGAUUGCUGCUCCUCCUCAUGCUGUUGCUGCUGCUGUGCGCUCGUGCAAGAAGACAAGGAGUCAGCCGCCCGCGCCCCGUCCACCCCCGCUGCAGCAGCCCAGCCGACACCGCAGCCCCAGAUGGUAUACUCGCCACCGCCGGGGCAUGAGAUGGAAUAUUUCCCUCCGCAGUCGGCGAGCCCUAUGCCUGCACCCGCGGCGGCACCGGGUAUGACGGCCGCGGAGGCACGUCUGCUUACGGGGUUCGCCCAAGAUGCUACCACGAUUGCGACCACGGAUAUCAAAGCGGACGCCGGCGGAUUUUGA
This is a messenger RNA of Letharia columbiana, 477 nucleotides long. RefSeq lists its product as uncharacterized. The coding region runs from base 1 to 477 and encodes 158 amino acids. NCBI's taxonomy places the organism in Eukaryota, Fungi, Ascomycota, Lecanoromycetes, Lecanorales, Parmeliaceae. The transcript is spliced from 2 exons. The record is from RefSeq and is a predicted model, not a curated record.